UACUCCUGACCGCCCCGCUGCCCUCCGUUUCCUAGGGGAGAAGUAUAAUAACCUCAUGGAGAGGUACAAGAAGCAGGUAGUCAAGUGUUCCGAGGAGUGUGAACCAAGAUAUAAUGGCCUGAAGAAGAAGUACACAGACGAGUGUGCAGAGAGGCGGCGUCUGUACAAUGAGCUUAUUGAGCUAAGAGGUAACAUUAGGGUGUUCUGCAGAUGCAGACCUCUGAGCUCUGAUGAGGUCAACCAUGGGUGUUUAUCUGUUGUUGAGAUUGACCCAUCACACGAGACUGAGCUGCAGUUUGUCCCCAGUGAAAAAGAAAGGAAGCCCUUUAAGUUCGAUCACGUUUCUGGGCCAGAGGAUGACCAAGGUUCUCGUGGUGAGGGUGGUAUCCUUAGAAAUAGUGAAGGGCCAUUGAAGGACCACAUUUAUUUGCAUCAAAACCAUCUGCCGCCUGAGGUACUCAAAGAAAGGCUCCCUGGUAUUUCUGAAACUGCUGCUAUUUUUGCUGGUGUUGACGUCACCAAGGAGCCCAUUCCAGUUUUGCCUACUGUGCACUACAAUAUGGGUGGUAUCCCAACGAACUACCAUAAGGAGGUAGUGGAUAUCAAGGGUGAUAAUCCAGAUGCUGUUAUCCCUGGUCUAAUGGCUGCUGGUGAAGCAGCCUGUGCAGCACCGCGUUGGUGGAUGAUUGAUCGUCCAGUUGUAUGUGACUAAAACGCCAUGCCUUGUGCAUUAGAGAAGAUACAGAAUCGUCAUGUCCUGUACAGGACAGUGAGCCAAAUUCUUGUUCAUUUUGCACUAUGAUACAGAUUGAUUCAUUAGGCCCUAGGUUGGAGGUUGUGACUGAUGAGUUGGGAAGAGAUUACUUGAUUGGUGGUGUACAAUUCUUGGAUAGGAUACAGGUUUCAGUUUUUGGUCCAUUAGUUCAGGAAUUGUUUCAUUUACAUGUAUAUUCAGUACACUCGUAUAAUGGAAACACGCAAAUCUCUAUCUCA
Messenger RNA from Zea mays, 993 nucleotides. RefSeq names its product L-aspartate oxidase-like. The transcript is spliced from 5 exons. Gene Ontology annotation, cellular component: respiratory chain complex II (succinate dehydrogenase). Lineage: Eukaryota; Viridiplantae; Streptophyta; Magnoliopsida; Poales; Poaceae. The record is from RefSeq and is a predicted model, not a curated record. Gene Ontology annotation, molecular function: microtubule motor activity; microtubule binding; electron transfer activity. Gene Ontology annotation, biological process: mitochondrial electron transport, succinate to ubiquinone; microtubule-based movement. The coding region runs from base 56 to 712 and encodes 218 amino acids.